AUGGAUUCUGCUACUUCGUUUCCAGCUCCGAAGCCUCGGCUCUUGCCAACCAGAUCCCAGACCAUGUCAGUGACUCCUGGUCCCGCAUCCCUCAGGAGGGGGAGCCUAUUACGCACCCUUCAGGAGGAGCAGGCCAAACUGAAGAUGAGGCUGCAGGAACUGCAGGAGCUGAAAAGGGGGCUCAGGGACUCCCCCCAAGACAAGGUCCCAUUCCCAGUUCCUGAAGUCCCCCUGGUGUUCCGAGGACACAUUAAGGAGGACAUGGAAGGGCCCAAGUCUUUGGUCUCCAACCUGCGGAUCUCCUACCCUCUGUCUGGAGGCUCAGCUCUCAUCAUCUUUGAUGACCCCAAGGUGGCCAAGCAGGUGCUGCAACAAAAGGAGCAUCAGAUCCAGAUGGAAGAGUGUCGGCUGCGGGUGCAGGUCCAGCCGGUGGAGCUGCCCAUGGUGACAGCCAUCCAGGUGUCCAGCCAGAUGAGCAGCCAGACAGUGCUGGUCAGUGGGUUUCCGGCGAAGCUCAAGCUGAGUGAGGAGGAGCUGCUGGACAAGGUGGAGCUCUUCUUUGGCAAGACCAAGAACGGGGGAGGAGAUGUGGAGACUCGGGAACUGCUGCAUGCGGGUGUCAUGCUGGGCUUCGCUAAGGAGGAAGUGGCCCAGAACCUGUGCCAGAUCGGCCAGUUCACCGUGCCUCUGGGUGGGCGGCAGUUCCCUCUGAAAGUCUCUCCCUACAUGAGUGGAGAGAUUCAGAAGGCAGAGAUCAAGUUCCAGCCAGUGCCGCAGGCAGUGCUGGUGCUCAACAUUCCCGAUGUGCUGGAUGGCCCCGAGCUGCAGGAUGUCCUGCAGGUGCACUUCCAGAAGCCCACCCGUGGGGGAGGGGAGGUGGAGGCCCUGACAGCCGUGCCCCCAGGAGAGCAACGCCUGGCUGUCUUCACCACCUAG
Molecule: messenger RNA, 936 nt
Organism: Pipistrellus nathusii (Nathusius's pipistrelle)
Lineage: Eukaryota; Metazoa; Chordata; Mammalia; Chiroptera; Vespertilionidae
Source: the annotation of a GenBank genome assembly